This is a messenger RNA of Xenopus laevis (African clawed frog), 831 nucleotides long. It is a transcript of the gene cd3g.S, whose product is annotated as CD3g molecule S homeolog. NCBI's taxonomy places the organism in Eukaryota, Metazoa, Chordata, Amphibia, Anura, Pipidae. Gene Ontology annotation, molecular function: transmembrane signaling receptor activity. The record is from RefSeq and is marked provisional. Gene Ontology annotation, biological process: positive thymic T cell selection; cell surface receptor signaling pathway. Gene Ontology annotation, cellular component: external side of plasma membrane; alpha-beta T cell receptor complex; membrane.
UGCCCCUCUCACUUACUACUCCCAAACAACAUAUACGGGAUACAAUGAAGAAUCACCUACAAAUUGCUUGGAUGCUAGUUUUGAUGGUAACCUUGAAGGCCACUUGCAAUAAGAUUGAAGCUUUCGUGAAAAACAACCAUUUAUAUCUGACAUGCAAAGUCGAUGAAAAGGGAGAAAGUUUUCUUUGGACCCAUGAUACAAAAAAUAUAGAUUUGUUUAACAAAACCCUGGAUUUGGGCUCAGUGUGGAAUGACCCCCGUGGAAAUUAUGUUUGCAAAGCAACAGAGGAUGGUACUGAGGCAUCUAUUGAGGUAUUUGUGCGAAUGUGCCAGAACUGUAUAGAGAUGGAUACCGGGACCAUAUCUGGAUUUAUUAUAGCGGACAUCAUAAUGAUAGGGCUUAUUGCCAUAGCUGUAUAUUGUGUUUCUGGCUCGGAGACUCGCAGACCAGCACGAGCAUCUGACAAGCAGAAUUUGCUCCAAAAUGAUCUUUACCAACCUCUUGGACAAAGGUCAGAGGAUACUUAUAGUCAUCUUAACUCGCGCUAAUCAUUUUGGUUUAGAGUUACUCAGGCAUAGUUCAUCAGUGAUUAAUAUGAAUUAUGGACUAUAACAAUGAUAAACUCUUAUGAGGAUCGGCAAGUUGUAAAUGUAGAGACACUGUUGUAAAAGAAAAUAUAAAUCUGCAUUUGAACGUAACAUCAAAUACUGGGGUUCCUUCUCAGCCUUAGCUAUAAAUCUAUACAGCAAGCAAUGUCACAUAAAUAUUGUCCUGUAUUACAUAAAGUUUGAUCUUGUUUUUGCUUUUGACUAAAUAAAUGCAUACAAAUAA